Messenger RNA from Pyricularia grisea, 3025 nucleotides. RefSeq lists its product as uncharacterized. The record is from RefSeq and is a predicted model, not a curated record. Lineage: Eukaryota; Fungi; Ascomycota; Sordariomycetes; Magnaporthales; Pyriculariaceae. Gene Ontology annotation, biological process: regulation of DNA-templated transcription; DNA-templated transcription. Gene Ontology annotation, molecular function: zinc ion binding; DNA-binding transcription factor activity, RNA polymerase II-specific; DNA binding. The transcript has 2 exons. Bases 198 to 2729 code for a protein of 843 amino acids.
GGAAGACAAACAUGCCAGUGCUGCACUCCCCCCUUAGCCUUUUUUCCCUAUCGGCUCGGUUCGGAAUAGUAUCCGUACCUCCUCCUUGCAUUACCAGACUUUCACUCCCUGGACAUUGGAGGUUGCAAAUGGGAUGAUUCUCGUUUGCGGUGCGUUGCUGGCCAUCCGUAUCCAUUCCAUUGUUUUUUUCCCGCAUCAUGUCCACUGACCGAAACUCGGCUCGGUCCGGCUCGAGCCCAGUGGGCAACAUGGCCGACAGCCAGCACCACCAGAGAGGUGCCAAGCGCCUGCGUCUCUCGGUCGCUUGCAACCGCUGCCGCGCUCGCAAGGUACGCUGUGACGCGAGCCUGCCCAAGUGUCGCAACUGCAUAACCCGGAACGAGGUAUGCGAGACUACCGACUUGCGGAACCCGGGAGGCCCCGCCCCGGCUGUCAGGCAGCUGGCACCGUCCAAGUCCGACCGAGUCUCGGGGUCGGGGCCUGAUGGUACCGCAGAUCAGGAAUCGGACUCGGAUCAGAACCUGAGAGUCACUGCUCCUCCUGACUCUAUUGUCCUUGCCCCUGCCGCCGAAUCUACAAGCCAGACAGCAACGGCCCCGCAUAUUUCCAAUCCAGUAGCGGCCAGCCUGGCUCCUGGUGCCAGGCCCAGAGCCACGAGCGGACGCGGUUCCAUAUCCCGUGUCCGCAAGACCAAACCUCCCCAGUCUACUGAACAGUCUGCUUCCAACGCGAACACUGUCUCUUGGUUACAAAGAGCAUACCAUGCCAACGCCACCGUAGAUAGCCCGCCCGAUGGAAGCAACGGCAAUACUGCCCCGGUCGCAGAUGGCCCUUCCCCGGACAUGGUUGUCAACACUGAUGGCACGCCGCACAAGGUCAAGUUCAUGGGCGGCAGCAGCCUUCAGUGUCUUUGCCGAUUUGUCGACCUCCACUUGACCAGGAGGGGGCUGAAUCCAGCCAGCACACAAUUCAAGCAUGGCAUGCAGCGCAGCGAGGAGUUCGAGCUGCCUAUAGACUCACCGUUGCCAAAUUUGCCACCUCCAGAAGAAUGUCAGAAGUACGUGGACGCCUUUUUCGAUCGACUGUGGCCAAUCUUCCCUGUGGUUGAUAGAAGUUAUGUGCAGAACUAUGUCGACAAAGCACAGGAUCUGAGGAUGCAGUUUCCCGGAGACAGGCUAGGUGAACAUGCCACGACCAAAAGGGCACCCCAGCUCGCCAUUGGAUAUGCAAUCAUCGGCAUCGGUGCCGAUGAGAUCAACGAUACAAGCUCAGAAACCGGCAACAAAUAUCUGACUGCUGCAUAUUGGUUGUACGCCCACCUGAUAGCGAACCCUCACCUGGAGAGCGUGCAGGCAAUGUUUCUCAUCGCUCUCGCCUUGCGUGGUCAGAAUCGCGAUGGGCAGGCCUGGCACAUCAUUGGCCAUACCAUCCGGACCGCCCACUCCAUCGGUCUGCAUCAACACAUCACCGACUUCCCCACGUCUCAAGGGAGUCAGGAAACUGAUGCCAGCAGCGUCAGGUCACUCAGAAGAAGGGUGUGGUGGUCCUGCUAUGCCUUGGAAAAGCUCAUGCAGCUGGAAUCUGGCCGCCCAUCCGUCAUCAGUAGCGAUCUGGACGACAUUGACCAACGCCAGGCUAGCUCCUCCAGCAGGAACAGCGUGUACGCCGAGUCUACACAUGGUGGUAACGUCGGUAACCAGGAUCAUUUUACGGCUUGGGUGGCCCUUGCGCAGAUAAUCGGUAGGAUAUCUCAUCACAUAUACUGCCGCAAAUCUGUGAGUUCGUGGCAUCUCCUCAGUGAGACAGCCCGUCUGGAUCAAGCGCUGGUCGACUGGGAGCGCUCACUGCCAGAUAGCCUGAGACUGUCCAACAUCAGCGGCAGCGAGUCGUUUUUAGGUCAUCAUGAUCCCAUGCGUCAACACCUCUCUGGAUUCAUUUGGCAACAGUUUUGUCACGCACAAAUCGCCCUUUUUCGCGCAGCACUCGUCUUUCCCCCGACUAGCUUCGAACAGGAGGUCACCAAACACGGCGACAGCCUCCCUUCGACCGCUCGCCUCCUCAACAGCGCCAACCUCUGCGCCGACGCCGCCCGCAAAGCCAUCACCACGAUCAUGUAUCUGGCCGACCACGGCAUCCACUCUAUCCUCCUCGGCCCCAACCCACCUUACCUCGGCGCCAUCGUCCUGGCCUUGUGCAUCCUCCGUCAGCCAACGCGGCGGCUGGCGAGGGCCGACCUGGAGCUGCUGAGGUCGGCGACCCUCUACGUCGAGGACGUGUAUGCGGCUUGGGACUAUAGCGAGGAGUUCAUCCGCGGCUGCGCGUUGCUGAGGGAGCGUGUGCAGACCGUGUUGGAUCAGCUGCCCGAGUCUCCAUCAGCCGGCAACCGGCGGCCGAGCAUGACAACACGCCAAGGUCCAGUCACAGAAGAGCCUGCGAUUACUCGCUCAGCUUCAAUGCUGCAGAGCGAAGGUGACGGGUCUGCGAAUACGAGGAGCAACUUGAACGGCUGUAAUUUAGAGCAGUCACAGUCAGAUGGUAGAGAGGCGGCUGCAACUAACGGCUACCAGUACGGGUUCAACGAUGAGCUUCAUGAUCACCAUCGUCAAGACCAAGUGCUGCUGGAUCCCUUGCUACAGCCGUUUGAGGGAAUACAGUUUGAGGAUAUCUGGGCCAUGGUGGGAUCGGACUUUAUGGUUGACCAUGACCAUCUAGUGUUUGCGCCGAUGUAGGAAGAAUCCGGUCAUAAUUGGGGGCUUACAAUAUAAUACCAGGGGUUCAUCAUUUCAACUUUGAUCAUCCUAUCUAGACGAGUCUCGAUACUGAGUAGUAGUGGAUUCGACACCAGAGAGGACAUUGUUCAACAAACGUGCAUAUAAAAUGGAGACUAUCGGAACAUACAGCGAUAGGCGUAAACCGAAAUCCUUGCAAUCAUCAAGGACUCAAGGUUAUUAUCAUGUGCAUAAUGAUGUUAGAUGGCAAUACAGGUUGCUAGCCUGGCCGGGAAAGCAGCUCGCGCAACUUAGUG